Messenger RNA from Spodoptera frugiperda (fall armyworm), 1313 nucleotides. RefSeq lists its product as uncharacterized. The record is from RefSeq and is a predicted model, not a curated record. The transcript is spliced from 2 exons. Lineage: Eukaryota; Metazoa; Arthropoda; Insecta; Lepidoptera; Noctuidae. The coding region runs from base 695 to 1012 and encodes 105 amino acids.
UUGAAAUCUAUACUGUUAGGAUAAUUAGGAUUUGUUUACUGCAUUUGGUGACGUCAUCUCACGAAUCUAUUUAAAGUGGGGUAAGCUUGCCGAACAGGUCAUUUGUCGGUUGGCUUUCGCACAGGACGGUCGUGAGGUGUCGGCGCUAUUUGCUGUGAGUUAUUUCUUUUGUGAUUAUUUAAUGCAUUUGUGAUUAUUAUUUGUGAUUAUUAUUUUUGAUUAACGGUUGUUUGUCAAUCACGAUUCAAUUUGUUAUUUUCUUGUGAUUUUGGUUAUUUAAUAAAAUUGUGUAGACAUAAGAAUAAAUUAGUUGUAUUUUGUGUUACUAGUUUGUUUUUUUUUAAUAAAUUCCGGCUUCUGAUCCUAAAAUCAGAAGUGGGAUUCGCCUACAUACCCACAUAAAUUAAAUUACUAGAUUCGUUUUGAAAAACAGCCGUUAAUUCGUAAUUAAAAUGCCACGUUCCUCUUGUAACGAUUCUGAUGUGUCACCGCGCCGCAAAACAAAGCGCAGGAGUAGCGGAUCGCGUCGGCACCGCCGCAAUUCUCGUUCCUAACCACCGAAGUGGAGUAUCUUGGCCGCAUUAUUAGUCGCGGUCAGGUUAGGCCGAGUCGGCGCCCUCCCAGGUCUUUCCAGGUUAACGACUGCGUAUUUGUCAUCAAAUACUCUCAAUCCACCGGAAAACUUGACUCGGGGAUGAGAGGCCCUUACCGAGUAAUCAAGGUGCUUCCAAGUGGCCGGUAUGAGCUCAAGUUAUUGGGCGGUGCUCGUGGAAAGACCACACAAGCAGCUGCGCAGUAUAUGGUGCCCUGGAAAGGGGAGUGGUGUCCCGAGAGUUGUGCGGCUUUCUUUGAAAACGCAGAAGACGGAAACGAUGACGAUGAGUUCGCAGGACCCUCAUCAGAGCCUGUACCUCCCUCACCUGCCGCUGAUGACACUGAAGACGUCACUCAAGACCCUGCUGAUGAUGUGCCCGAGGACGGCGCACGGUCAGGAGAGGCCGUGUUAGGAUAAUUAGGAUUUGUUUACUGCAUUUGGUGACGUCAUCUCACGAAUCUAUUUAAAGUGGGGUAAGCUUGCCGAACAGGUCAUUUGUCGGUUGGCUUUCGCACAGGACGGUCGUGAGGUGUCGGCGCUAUUUGCUGUGAGUUAUUUCUUUUGUGAUUAUUUAAUGCAUUUGUGAUUAUUAUUUGUGAUUAUUAUUUUUGAUUAACGGUUGUUUGUCAAUCACGAUUCAAUUUGUUAUUUUCUUGUGAUUUUGGUUAUUUAAUAAAAUUGUGUAGACAUAAGAAUAAAUUAGUUGUAUUUUGUGUUA